This is a messenger RNA of Strigops habroptila (Kakapo), 3268 nucleotides long. It is a transcript of the gene SLC25A34, whose product is annotated as solute carrier family 25 member 34. The coding region runs from base 121 to 1146 and encodes 341 amino acids. Lineage: Eukaryota; Metazoa; Chordata; Aves; Psittaciformes; Psittacidae. The record is from RefSeq and is a predicted model, not a curated record. The transcript is spliced from 10 exons.
GGAUCGGGGGGGGGGGGGGGGGGGUUGGUUUGCAGGAGGCGGCGCUCGCUCCCCACUGUGUUUCCCUGCAGUGGGGGGGGGAAGGUGGAGCCUGGGGCCAUCCCUGCGGGCAGGUGCUGCAUGGCGGCGGGUGCCGGGGCCCUCGCACCCUUCCCUGGGGUCCCCUCCGCUUCCCUGCAUGAAUUCCCUUAUCCCCCCCAGACCAGAGCCCGCGUCUCAGGGGGUUCCCCAGCCGGAGGGGUGCCGCCGGCGACCGACCUGGUGCUGGGAGCCACGGCCGGUUGCUUGGCCUGUGUCCUCACCAACCCGCUGGAGGUGGUCAAGACGCGGCUGCAGCUCCAGGGCGAAUUGCAGCCACCCGGUACCUACCCGCGGCCGUACCGGGGGGUGCUGCGGGCGCUGGGGGCCGUGUGCCGCGCCGAUGGGCUGCGGGGACUGCAGAAGGGCCUGGCCGCCAGCCUGCUCUACCAGGGGCUGAUGAACGGCGUCCGCUUCUAUUGCUAUUCGCACGCCGAGGACGCCGGCUGGACGCGGUAUCCCGGUGGUACCGUGGCCGCCGGAGCCAUAGCCGGGGCGGUGGGAGCUUUCGUGGGCAGCCCCGCGUACCUGGUCAAGACCCAUCUCCAAGCCCAGACACUGUCAUCAGUGGCUGUGGGCCACCAGCACAACCAUGAGAGUAUCUCUGGAGCAUUCGAGAGCAUCUACAGGCAGCACGGGGUGUCGGGGCUGUGGCGGGGGGUGACAGGCGCCGUGCCCCGUGUGGCAGUGGGCUCUGCUGCACAGCUCGCCACCUUCGCCUCCGCCAAGGACUGGGUCUGUGAGCACCAGUGGUUCGGGGAGGGCAGCUGGGCCGCAGUGCUGGCGGGGGGCAUGGUGAGCGGCGUGGCCGUGGCGGUGACGAUGACGCCUUUCGAUGUGAUCAGCACCCGGCUCUACAACCAGCCAGUGGAUGCCGACGGCACGGGCAAGCUCUACCGGGGGUUUUUGGAUUGUAUCCUGCAAAUCUCCAGCAAAGAGGGGCUGCUGGGCUUGUACAAGGGCAUCGGCGCCGUCUACCUCCGCCUCGGCCCACACACGGUCCUCAGCCUCUUCUUUUGGGAUGAGCUCAGGAAGAUGGUGCAGCACCAGCAGCCCCCGGGGCCGUAGGAAAGGUCCCGGCCCCGCUGCACCCAUCAAUAAAGGGGUUUUUCUAGUUUUUGGCGUCGUUUUGGGGUCUUUGGGGUGGUGUAAAUCAUAGAACCACAGAAUGGUUUGGGUUGGAAGGGGCCUUAAAGCUCAUGCAGUUCCAACCCCCUGCCAUCGGCAGGGACACCUUCCACUAGAGCAGGUUGCUCCAAGCCCCUGUGUCCAACCUGGCCUUGAACACUGCCAGGGAUGGGGCAGCCACAGCUUCUCUGGGCACCCUGUGCCAGCGCCUCAGCACCUUCACAGGGAAGAGCUUCUGCCUUAUCUCCAACCUGAACUUCCCCUCUUUCAGUUUGAACCCAUCACCCCUUGUCCUAUCCCUCCAGUCCCUGACGCAGAGUCCCUCCCCAGCAUCCUUGUAGCCCCCUUCAGACACUGGAAGCUGCUCUGAGGUCUCCACGCAGCUUCUCUUCUCCAGGCUGAACAGCCCCAACUUUCUCAGCCUUGAGGGAGGUGAACCUGAAACGCUGCAAUGCAUUGGGCCAGUGAGGACAAUGGCGAUGCUGAGGUGGAGGAAUCAAAGAUGCCCACCAUGUGCAUCCCAUCACCACAUCCCUCUCUCCACCCUAAUUUUCCCCUCCAUGGGGCAGCUGGAGCUCAACUCUCCCAGCCAGGGCUCCAGCUGCCCUCACUUGCCCCAGCAAUGAUUUACCAGUUGGGGGGAGGCUCCCAGCCUCCGCCCUAUGGACCUUGGAGCCAGGCCCUGGCUCUGCUGUGGCUCCACGCUCUCCGGAAUGUUUUCCCUGGGGUCGUGGCUGCCUGGGCUGGCGUGGGGCUGGGCGCUGCUGGACGCGCUCCUGCAAGGGUUGGUGGGUGCCUGCGCCGUCUCGGUGCUCUGCAGCCUCCUGAAGGUUUAUCUUUACAUCCAGUGCCUGAAUGACCCAGAGGGGCAGGCGGAGAAGGAGGCGAUGCGGGUGCAGCGGCGGGUGCUGGAGCUGCUGCACGUGCUGGUGCUGACGGUGCUGCUGGCGCUGGUGGGCUCCCGCGUGGCCGCGCUGGUGGUGCUGGAGUUCUCCCUGCGCGCCGUGUCCACCCUCCUCUCCCUCAACAAGGGCACCCGCAGCACCCAGCUCUACCUGCUGUGCCAGUACUCGCUGGGCUGCGGCGUGUCCUGCAGCCUCAGCUUCCUGCUGGAAGGGGCUCCCCACAGCACCUUCAACCUGGCGCUGGCGGCGGGGCUGGCGGGGCUGCUGGCCGGCUGCGCGCGGCGCCUGGCGCGGCACGUCUGCACCAUGUACGAGCUGCACAGGGCCGCGCAGUACUGCGGCGUCUGCAUCCUCGUGCUCACCACCGGGCACCGCAUCCCGCGCCUGCUGCGCAACGCGCUGGCCAUCACCUUCACCGUGGCGGACCUGGCUGCCGUGGCCCUCAUCAACCGGGAUUUCCUCUCCACGGGGGAAGCCGUCCGCUUCUGGACGCCGCUCACCAUCUGCUACACGCUGCUGGUCAUCUACAUGCAAGAGGAGCCGCAGCAGAGCAGCGGGAGGCGGCCGGUGUUCCAGACGGUGCUGGUGCGGAUGGGCGGCCUCUUCAUCCUCCUCCUCACCGUCGGUCAUUGGGUCGACAUCUUCCACGUCCUCAUCUCACUGCUGGGAGAACUGUGGUGCCUGCUCCACGCCCGCGUCAUGCUGGAGGCGUGCUGGAGGCAGGAUUUCACCCAGCAUUCACGGUUGGAUAGGCGGCCAGGGCCAGGAUCGGGAUCAGAGGAGGCAUCCUGAUGGACACGGGGUGUAACUGGGCAUCAGAGACUCAAAGUGGCUUUGCCUGGCUCCCCGAAACACGGGCACCCCCCAAAUCCUCCCCAUCGCAGAUCCCCCAUGGGGACAAAGGAAAAAGGGCUCCUGGAAGGUGCUGGACCCCAUCCCACAGCGUGGGGGAGGUUAGGGGGAGACUCUCGUAUCCCCUGUUUUUGGGGGGACCCCAUGAGGUUGUGGCACUGCUGGGGAUUUGCUCCCUAGUCCCACUGUGGGUCUGGGAUGCCGAUGGAUGCCCUGGCCCUGGUGGCUGCAGGGGCCACACUGUGGCAGUUCAGGGACCUCCAGGGGCUUGUAAACCUCAGGAAAUAAAGGUUUUUCCAGCAAAA